This is a messenger RNA of Racocetra fulgida, 881 nucleotides long. Lineage: Eukaryota; Fungi; Glomeromycota; Glomeromycetes; Diversisporales; Gigasporaceae. The record is from the annotation of a GenBank genome assembly.
CUUGUUAUUGACAACGGUUCCGGCAUGUGCAAAGCCGGUUUCGCUGGCGAUGAUGCCCCACGCGCUGUUUUCCCUUCUAUUGUAGGUCGCCCUCGCCACCAUGGCGUAAUGGUUGGCAUGGGUCAGAAAGAUUCAUACGUAGGGGAUGAAGCUCAAUCUAAACGUGGUAUCCUUACUCUUAAAUAUCCUAUUGAGCAUGGUAUCGUAACGAAUUGGGACGACAUGGAAAAAAUUUGGCAUCAUACAUUUUACAAUGAACUUCGUGUUGCUCCCGAGGAACAUCCUGUGCUCUUGACUGAAGCUCCGCUCAAUCCUAAAUCUAAUCGUGAGAAGAUGACUCAAAUCAUGUUUGAAACUUUUAAUGCGCCUGCUUUUUAUGUUGCAAUUCAAGCCGUUCUAUCAUUGUAUGCAUCUGGACGUACUACUGGUAUUGUUCUUGACUCUGGUGAUGGUGUCACUCAUACUGUACCAAUCUACGAAGGUUACGCUCUUCCUCAUGCUAUUCUCCGUCUCGAUUUGGCGGGUCGUGAUUUGACUAACUACCUUAUGACGAUUCUUAUGGAACGUGGUUAUUCAUUUACAACCACUGCUGAACGUGAAAUUGUUCGCGAUAUUAAAGAGAAACUCUGUUAUGUUGCUUUGGAUUUUGAACAAGAAAUGCAAACUGCUGCUCAAUCAUCUGCAUUGGAGAAAUCUUAUGAAUUGCCCGAUGGUCAAGUUAUUACUAUCGGUAAUGAACGUUUCCGUGCCCCAGAAGCACUUUUCCAGCCUUCUUUCUUGGGUAUUGAAGCUGCUGGCAUUCAUGAAACUACUUAUAAUUCCAUUAUGAAAUGUGACGUUGAUAUUCGUAAAGACCUUUAUGGAAAUAUUGUUCUUUCUGG